Molecule: messenger RNA, 1312 nt
Organism: Solea senegalensis (Senegalese sole)
Lineage: Eukaryota; Metazoa; Chordata; Actinopteri; Pleuronectiformes; Soleidae
Gene: ptpmt1
Product: protein tyrosine phosphatase mitochondrial 1
Exons: 4
Coding region: 152-697 (181 amino acids)
Biological process (GO): protein dephosphorylation
Molecular function (GO): phosphatidylinositol-4,5-bisphosphate 5-phosphatase activity; phosphatidylglycerophosphatase activity; protein tyrosine/serine/threonine phosphatase activity
Source: RefSeq, a predicted model, not a curated record
AAACACAUCCGUGUAGAAACGCGUGCUUUUUUUCUGUCAGGUCAAAACUAAACGUCCUGUAUGUUACACUUCACACAGCGACCCUGCUGACGCUUUGAUACGCGUUUUACACUGUUUUUUCUCACAUGUUUUUAUAAGAAAACACUCCACCAUGUCCGGAGCAUUAGCACGACUGCUUUUCUACCCAACUUUAGCCUACAAUGUUGUCAUGGAGAAGGUAACUUCGCGGCGGUGGUUUGACAGAGUGGAUGAGACAGUGGUGCUUGGAGCUCUGCCGUUCAGAUCCAUGACCAGACAGCUUGUAGAAACAGAAAACAUUCGCGGGGUCAUCACCAUGAACGAGGAUUAUGAGACUAAAUUCUUCUGCAAUACCUCUGAGGAGUGGCAGGCUGCAGGCGUAGAGCAGCUGAGACUGAGCACCAUUGAUAUCACCGGUGUCCCCACUCUGGAGAACUUGCACCGUGGCGUGGAGUUUGCUCUGCAGCACAGAGAUAAGGGAUCUAGUGUGUAUAUCCACUGCAAGGCCGGACGCUCCCGCAGCGCCACCAUGGCUGCAGCCUACCUCAUACGGUUACACUGCUGGACUCCAGAGGAAGCCUGUCAGAAGCUUGCGUCAGUUCGACCCCACAUCCUGGUACGUGCCACUCAGCUGGAUAUGCUGAGGAGAUACCACCUGCAGGUGUGUGGAAUGUCCUGAUGAGUCCACGUGGCGACAGGUCGUACAUCUGUAUGUUUUCAGCAGUUGGACUCCUACUUGUGUAAAGACACAAAAUGCAGCUGUUGUGAUAUCAAUCAUUUCUCUACAUCCAAUGUACACUAAUGCACACCCAAGGUUCAUGUCUAACACUGCCCUCUCUCUUUUUUUUUUUUUUUUAAUCAAGUUUCAAGAAUUUUAUUUGCAAAUUUCACUCAAGGAAAACUAUCAAGGCUUUUUUUAACUGACCUUUCAUAAAUCCUGAAUCUUCAAAUCGACAGUGUUGACACAGAACAAUGGCUAAAACCAUUUUUCCUAAAAAUCAAUUUCCGUGAUCCUGUUUUAGCCAAAAAGUUUUUCAAAUUCCACAAGAAAACUAUAUUUUUUCAAUACAGUUCUUUUCAAGUGUAAACAAAAACACAACGAAUGACAUUCUUGUGAACUGGUUACAUUUGCAGUGAUACAACAAGAUGCAGACUUAUUUAUACACAGUUAGGUAAUUAAGCUUCUGAGUUACUGGGUAUACUAGAAAAACUUUUAUUUAAAAGGAUUAUUUUUCAUCUGGUGUCUUAUAACUUAAAGACGAUGUUAAAUAAAAUAUAUGUGACAUGAAAACAA